Molecule: messenger RNA, 1095 nt
Organism: Aegilops tauschii subsp. strangulata
Lineage: Eukaryota; Viridiplantae; Streptophyta; Magnoliopsida; Poales; Poaceae
Product: protein FAR1-RELATED SEQUENCE 5-like
Source: RefSeq, a predicted model, not a curated record
AUGGUUGAACUCAACCACAAUCACAAGAUGCUGGAAAGCCCCGGGAUGCUUUUGCACAAGCGGUCGCACAAAAAAGGCGAACCUUUGAUAGACCAGUUAGUGAAAGACAUGCAACUUGACAACCACAUACAUGCUCAGAUGAUGUCAACGCUGUCGCGUAUGUCCGGUGGUCUGCAGUACAUGGGACAUACUAGCCGCGACUGGGUAAACAAGAAACAAAAGUUUGCCAGAGAAGAGUCCCAAGAUGACGUCAAGAAACUUCUGGAUUUCUUCGAGAAUAUGCAGAAGAUAAACCCAGAGUUUUUCUAUGAUUAUGACGUUGAUGCAGAUAAUCGUGUAAGAAAUGUCUUUUGGGCCAAUGCAUGUUGCAAAGGAUCGUAUGAAGAUUUUGGAGACUGCGUUACAUUUGACACGACGUAUAAAACUAACAAAUUCCACAUGCCGCUGGGAGUCUUCAUGGGAGUGAACCAUCAUCUACAGAGCACCAUAUUUGCUGUUGCACUCGUGCGAGAUGAAACAAUACCGUCGUUCGAGUGGGUUUUCAAAACAUUUCUGAGGUGUAUGAACAACAAGCUUCCAAUCUGCAUGCUCACAGACCAAUGUUCUUCGAUGAAGGCAGCAUUAAAAACUAUCCUCCCACAUACUGUGCAUAAGUUGUGUUGGUGGCAUAUCAUGAAGAAGCACAAAGACCACCUCGCCUUGCUGUAUAAGGCGGACGAGAAACUUAAGGAUGACCUCAAUGCGGUGCUGAACCACCCACUAAUGUCGUUAGAAUUUGAACGAGCAUGGAAGGACCUCAUUCAGAUAUACAACUUGCAAGACGAUGAAGUGAUGAAUUCGCUGUGGGAAGACAGGCACGAGUUGAUCUCGGCUUACUACAAGGAAAUUUUCUGUGCUCGGAUGACUUCCAUACAGAGAAGCGAGAGCAUGAACCGCAUACUGAAGAAAAACUUUGUCAAAGAGAAGCAUGAUCUCCAUCUAUUUGCUCAGCAGGUGGACAAGUGCAUUCAGACCAGCAAGGCCGUCGAGCACGCAGAGGCAGUAGCAAAUGAGUCAGAGGUAAAGACAACAACCCAGUUUGGGUUCGAAGUUUAG